AUGUCACUGUAUUCUGCGCCUCUCAUUUCUGAGAGCCUAGCAAUCCAAACUCUACAGAAUGUCACCCGAAAGGACCUGGAGUUCCUAUACGGGUCUCUCGAAACCAAUCCAACCAAUUUCCCUCUGAUAUUAAAAAUAGCUAGUCUCAUCCAUGGCGCAGCAAGCGUUUAUCUUGCUAGAGCCUGCAAUGCGUCAGAUGACCAUGUUUUCAUGCUGGUGCAGCAUUUCUUAGCGGAGACGGCUACUUUCAACGCAAGUUCUCCUGGGGGACAUAUUUUAAUAUGGCCAUUUUUUAUUGUUGGCACAGAGUGCUCACUGGAGGCUGAUCGGCAGUUUGUCAUUGAACAGCUAGAUAGUCUGUGGAGUGCUACUGGAUUUGGGAGUACCUUGUAUGCGAUUGAGCUUCUGAAUAACAUAUGGCAGGGGAAACAUGGAGGAAACUUGACAAAAUUUCUCGCUGAUAAAGUUGAAGGGUUUAUAAUUCUUCAUUAA
This is a messenger RNA of Penicillium malachiteum, 492 nucleotides long. RefSeq lists its product as uncharacterized. Bases 1 to 492 code for a protein of 163 amino acids. The record is from RefSeq and is a predicted model, not a curated record. The transcript is spliced from 2 exons. Lineage: Eukaryota; Fungi; Ascomycota; Eurotiomycetes; Eurotiales; Aspergillaceae.